GAGACUGUGUUUAGUAUCAUCUCUGUCGUGGUUCCCUUUAAGAGAAGACGAGUAGCAGCACCAGGCAGCUGCAAGUCUAACGUGACUUUCUAAGAAGACACAAAAAUAGUAGCGCCUUUUGCACUGUGUUGGGAAACACGACGUGCUUCUCUUGCGGUCUGCUGACAUCUCCACGUGACACCAGGUACAGAGUCCAGGUAUGGCUACAGCUAGCAGUCUGCUGUUGGAGGAACAGCUUCUUUGCCCCAUCUGUCUGGAUGUCUUCUACCAACCAGUCUCCACUCCUUGUGGGCAUAACUUCUGCAAGGACUGUAUCCACGGAUACUGGCAGAGCACCAAACCAUCACAGUGCCCCGUGUGCAAGCACAAGUUCCACAGGAGACCUGAGCUCAAAGUCAACACGUUCAUAUCAGAGGUAGCUUCUCAGUACAGGAAGUCAGUGGAGCUCAAAGUUGAAAAUGAAACAACAACAGCUGACGUGGAUCAAAGUUCAACCAAUAAAGGGAGCGUGUCAUGCGAUGUGUGCACUGGAAAAGUUGUUAAGGCUGUUAAAUCCUGUCUGGAUUGUUUGGCCUCUUUCUGCGAGACUCACCUGGAACCCCAUCACGUUCUUGGCACCUUCAGGAAACACCACCUGAUCAAUCCUGUGAUGAACAUGCAAGACAGGUUGUGUAAGAAGCAUGAGAAGCUCCUGGAUGUUUUCUGUCACACUGACCAGAAGUACGUUUGCCAGAUCUGCUCCAAGAAGGAACAUAAGACUCACUGCACUGCCCCAUUGGAGGUUGAAGGUAGAGCCAGGAAAGCUCAGAUUGGAGAAUUAAAUGCCAAAAUUCAAGAGACGAUCCGCGGUCGGCUACAGAAGAUCGAUGACAUCAGACGAAACAUCCAGCUCAGCAGAAGAAACACAGAGAGGGAGAUUGAGGAGAGUCUAGAAAUCUUUGCUAAACUGCUUCACUUGGUCCAGAGUGGUCAAGCUGAGGUGUUGGAGGUUCUUCAAGGGCGUUUGAGGGAAGUGGAAAGCAAGGCCAGCACCAUGGUUGUGGCACUAGAGCAGGAGAUUGAUGAUCUGAGGAAGAGGAGUGUUGAGCUGGACCAAUUUUCACGAACUGAAGACCACUUCUACCUCCUCCAGAGGUUUCCUACUUUCUUCAAAUUGCCAGACAUCAAAGACUGGUCUGAGACCUGUGUGGAGGGUGCUGUGUAUGUGGGCACUUUAAGGAGAGCAGUCAGGAGAGCAGCGCGCCAGCUGGAGGAGAUAGUGAAAGUUGAGGUGAAGAAGCUGUGUGAGGCAGAAUUCAAGCGGGCUCGGCAGUUUGCUGUGGAUGUGACUCUGAAUCCCAAUACUGCGCAUCCCAAACUGGUGCUGUCCAACAACAACAAGCAGGUCUACCACGGCGAUGUGGCACUGAACCUCCCUGACAAACCAGAGAGGUUCUACCCUGGUAUCAGUGUUUUGGGAAGGGAGGGCUUCUCUUCUGGUAGGUUCUACUACGAGGUCCAGGUGAAGGGGAAGACAGAGUGGGACAUCGGAGUUGGACGUGAAUCUGUCAGCAGAAAAGGAGGGAAUAUACUUAAUCCUGAAAGUGGUUACUGGACGCUGGGGAUGAGAAAUGGCAAGGACUACUGGGCCCUCAGCAGCCCCCCUAUUCCUGUGCCACUGGUCGAGAAGCCCCAGAGAGUUGGGGUGUACGUGGACCUGGAAUGUGGGCAGGUUUCCUUUUAUAAUGUGGACUCUGCUUCUCAUAUCUACUCAUUCACAGGAUUCUCAUUCAACCAAAGACUGUUUCCGUACUUUAACCCCCGUCGUAACCACAGUGGAGUUAACUCAGCCCCUUUGAUCAUCUCCCCUGUCAAAGUAUAGCAUUCUUAUUGACAAU
Messenger RNA from Thalassophryne amazonica, 1877 nucleotides. Its product is annotated as E3 ubiquitin-protein ligase TRIM39-like. NCBI's taxonomy places the organism in Eukaryota, Metazoa, Chordata, Actinopteri, Batrachoidiformes, Batrachoididae. The transcript is spliced from 2 exons. The coding region runs from base 200 to 1861 and encodes 553 amino acids. The record is from RefSeq and is a predicted model, not a curated record. Gene Ontology annotation, molecular function: protein binding; zinc ion binding.